AUUUUCAUGAAUGAAAUUGUCUUAAGUAUGAGUCACAGGAUUUCUUGGAACCUGUGCACGUUUGCUGGCUACAACCUCUGAAUCACUUCAUCCUUCAUCCCAUUCAGCAUGUAGAGUUUCGCGCCGGUAGUUUUGCCUCCGAAUUUUUUUCAUAAUUGUGUGUUUUCUCAUUCAUAUAUACAGUUUGUUUUGUGUUGUCAUGUAUCCUGGUAUGCAGUCACAGUGGCCCUUCGAGAAGAUCCAAUAUUGGAAGGAUCCCAGUCCCCAAGCACAUGUCGAACAGGAACUGGCGACAAAAAUGCUCCAGAUUCAGAGCAAACGAUUUUAUUUAGAUGUCAAACAAAAUCGGAGAGGUCGCUUUAUCAAAGUUGCAGAGAUCGGAGCGGACGGUCGUCGGUCCCAAAUCUUCCUGGCCCUCUCCACGGCCGCAGAGUUCAGGGAUCACCUGUCCGCCUUCAGCGAAUACUACUCAUCACUGGGGCCCCCUAAUCCCGACAACGUGCCAGAGGACGGCAAGCUGAAGAGCGAGAUGAUGAUGAAGGACAACAGACGUUACUAUCUGGACCUGAAGGAGAACGCCAGAGGCCGCUUCCUGCGCGUCUCGCAGACCAUCACGAGGGGAGGGCCUCGCUCCCAGGUCGCCAUACCCGCCCAGGGCAUGAUCGAGUUUAGGGACGCGCUCACGGAUCUCUUGGACGAAUUUACUCAGGACGAACACGCUUACAAACACGACCUGCCCGAAGGGAACCAGAUGCAUGUCGACAACAAGAAUUUCUACUUCGACAUCGGCCAGAACAACCGCGGCGUGUACAUGCGCAUCAGCGAGGUCAAGACGAACUUCAGGACCGCCAUCACCCUGCCAGAGAAGAGCUGGCCCAGGUUCCGGGACAUACUGGCCGACUACUGCGACAAGCUGAACAAACCCCUCGGUUCCCAGGGCCAGUCCGGGGGACAGGGGGUCAGUUCCGGUCCCGGUUCGGAUCAGCACACAUUGGUGGGAAACAAUACUCAGCAAGACACCGGGACAAGUUUAAAGUAGGCGUCUCUGCCAUUUUAGACUAUUAGAUUUAUUAAUAUAACAAAUUAUAAAAUUGGACAGUAGCGCCAUUAGUGUCUCGUCUCGGUCUGUGCAUCCGAUGAUUCACCACGUGGAAGAAAAUAACAAGUAAAUCUCGCUGACAAAAUAAAAUAAUUCGAUUGAGAAACGGAUGGGACGAGACCCUAAUGGCAAAAAUUUGAUUCGACAGUUGGUUUUCAGAGCAGUGUUUUAAAACACUAUAAAUGUUAGAUUCUCUAUUAUAUGUUGAAAAUAUUACAAAAAAAGAUGAAUUGUUUAUUUAGCUGAUUUUUAAGUUGUUAAUAUUUGGGAUGGAUCUGUGUAAGUUUGAUCAGGAAAACAUUGAAGAAUCGAUAAGGGCACCACAAUUAGUGUUUUUCGAAAUUGAUAGAAUUUGAAAGGGUUUUCGCUAAAGAAUUUUCUAAAUAGAUGUUAUAUUUCGAUUUUAAUUAUAUUUUGAUCGGUUCAUGUUUAUGAUGUUUCUGUGAUGUUAAAUUAUUUAUGUAUUUAUAAUAAAGAUCUUUUAUUUAUUUA
Coccinella septempunctata (seven-spotted ladybird) is the source of this 1591-nucleotide messenger RNA. It is a transcript of the gene Pur-alpha, whose product is annotated as transcriptional activator protein Pur-alpha. The transcript has 6 exons. The coding region runs from base 200 to 1039 and encodes 279 amino acids. The record is from RefSeq and is a predicted model, not a curated record. Lineage: Eukaryota; Metazoa; Arthropoda; Insecta; Coleoptera; Coccinellidae. Gene Ontology annotation, molecular function: DNA-binding transcription factor activity, RNA polymerase II-specific; purine-rich negative regulatory element binding; RNA polymerase II transcription regulatory region sequence-specific DNA binding. Gene Ontology annotation, cellular component: nucleus. Gene Ontology annotation, biological process: regulation of transcription by RNA polymerase II.